UUCUUCUUCGUAUGAUCUACUUGGAAUUUGUACAGGAAAUCUCACGAAAGCAACCCUAGCUGCAAAUCUCUGAAUCGCGCGUUUUCUUCUGGUUUUAAACUUGGAAAUUUUUGGCUUUGAUUGCUUCUUUUUGCUGAAAGUGAUUGUGGUAGAGUCUCAUUGUUCUCACUGGUAGAAGAAAUCAGAAGUCAUUUUCUGGUUAUACGGUCACAGUUCUCUUGGCAGCUUCUUUCUGGUCACAGGUGGGUAAGCUUCUUCCAAAAUCCGUCCUUUCCGCCUGACUUCGAAGAUUCUUGCCUACAUCACUCUCAUGGCUACAUAGUUUUCUUCUUCUCGUCAAUGCUUGUUCAUUCCCUGCCUAUGAGGAGAGCUUUAGGGCAUUGAAGAAGGAAUUAGAAAAAAACAAAAAAAAACUUUGCUAAGUAUAGCAUAUAGAGAUGAUUCAGGUUCUUUUUCUCGUUCUCUUUGCUGAGGGGGCAGUGGCGUUUCUUCUGAUGCUGAAAAUUGGACCACUUCGAGAGCUUGUCAUGAAAACAUUGGAUCAAUUGAAGACAGGGAAGGGUCCGGCAACAAUGAAGACAUUAGCCUGUACGUUUGCAGUGAUUUUCCUUUCAAGCAUAGUUAAUAUCCUUAACAUACAGAAGAGGGGUUUAAAGCUUGGUACUGUUACUCCCAUGGACCAAGUUCUUUGGAGGACUCAUGUUCUUGAGGCCUCACUUACAGGUUACAUCCUGUUUCUAGCCUUUGUGAUCGACCGGCUUCACCAUUACCUCUGCAAGUUAACAAAUCUUAAAAAAACAGUUAUUAGUUCCAGAGAUGAAGUUGAAGAGCUUCAGAAGGAACAACUCCACUUCAAAGAGAAGGAAAUCAAGUCAUCAGAUGAGAUCAAAAAGCUAAAAGAUGAGAUUUCUGUACUGAAUGAGAAGCUCCAGAAGCUAAAAUCAGACUCCGACGAUCACGAAAAGCGAACCAUCUCCGCCGAGGCUCAUGUCUCUGCUCUCCAGAAACAGUGUGAAGAGCUUCUCCUUGAAUAUGAUCGCUUGCUGGAGGACAACCAGAUCCUUCAGGCACAGGCACUUGGAUACAGAAGUUGAGGCUUUGAGAUAAAGUAAAUUAAGUUUUCCUUCUGUUUUUUGGGUUAUUUGGGAUGAGAUUCCUAUAACACAGAGUAGAGAAGGCUACAGGUUGGUACCCAGUAUUUUCUUUUUUCUUUACAGAUCGGCUUUCUAUAGUAUUAUUAUCUUCAUGAUUUUAUUUAGAACUUGUGGGGCUUUUGGAUCUUGGAAUAUUAACAUAGUAAUCCGUUUCAUUUGCUGGAUUGUUUGCUUUUAUGGCUAAUAUUUUUGCUAAGCGUUUAUAUAGAAACAGUUAGUUUUCAUUAUCCCAA
This is a messenger RNA of Dendrobium catenatum, 1387 nucleotides long. RefSeq lists its product as uncharacterized. The transcript has 2 exons. Gene Ontology annotation, biological process: intracellular protein transport; endoplasmic reticulum to Golgi vesicle-mediated transport. The record is from RefSeq and is a predicted model, not a curated record. NCBI's taxonomy places the organism in Eukaryota, Viridiplantae, Streptophyta, Magnoliopsida, Asparagales, Orchidaceae. Gene Ontology annotation, cellular component: endoplasmic reticulum; endoplasmic reticulum membrane. The coding region runs from base 438 to 1094 and encodes 218 amino acids.